This is a messenger RNA of Drepanopeziza brunnea f. sp. 'multigermtubi' MB_m1, 192 nucleotides long. Lineage: Eukaryota; Fungi; Ascomycota; Leotiomycetes; Helotiales; Drepanopezizaceae. The record is from RefSeq and is a predicted model, not a curated record.
AUGGCUUCACUUCUCAGAUGGGCAAGGACUGCCCGGCUCGUCGAAGAAGAACAUUACGAUGGAUUUAAAAUGGGGUUAUAUAAUCCUGUGAAUGUUGGGGAUAUUUUCGCGUCCAAAUAUCAGGUUGUAGGUAAACUCGGAUGCGGUGUGACUUCUCCUUCUACGGUGUGGCUAGCUCGGGACCUCCAGUGA